UUUUGGAUUCAAUCACUGAGGCACGGCAGUACAGUAAAGUUGUUGCCAUGGAGAUGGAAUACAUCCUACUGGAGAGCUCCUCCCCUCAGAAGGUGUGCCACUCCCAAACACAGACUGAUGUUUUAAAGCCCUUACUGGGUGGUGGCUUAUCCGGUGUGGGAGGGACUCUGAGGAAGAGGAGGCGUGUCCUGUCCAAAGAUGGGCGUAGCAACGUGCGCAUCGAGCACGUCAACGGCCGGAAUGCUCUGUACAUGCGGGACCUCUGGACAACAUUUCUGGACAUGCAGUGGCGCUACAAGUUGUUCCUGUUCACGGCCACGUUUGCGGGGACCUGGUUCCUGUUCGGGGUGCUGUGGUAUCUGAUGGCCCUGGUGCACGGAGACCUGCUUGAGUUCGACCCCCCGUCGAACCACACGCCCUGUGUGAUGCAGAUGCAGACCCUGACAGGGGCUUUCCUCUUCUCCCUGGAGACCCAGACCACCAUUGGUUAUGGUUUCCGUUGCAUCACUGAGGAGUGUCCCGCAGCCAUCAUCCUCCUAAUCGUCCAGCUCGUCAUCACCAUGCUGAUGGAGAUCUUCAUCACUGGUACCUUCCUGGCCAAGGUUGCUCGGCCAAAGAAGCGAGGUGAGACGGUGAAGUUUAGCCAACACGCAGUGGUGUCGACCCACGAAGGCCGGCCCUGCCUGAUGAUCAGGGUGGCCAACAUGCGCAAGAGUCUCCUGCUCGGCUGUCAGGUGAGUGGAAAACUGCUCCAGACAUCUCUGACCAAGGAAGGGGAGACGGUUCGCCUGGACCAGAGAAACGUUCCCUUCCAAGUGGACACAUCUAGCGACAGCCCCUUCCUCAUCCUGCCCCUCACCUUCUACCACCUCAUCGAUGACAACAGCCCCCUGCGAGCCUGGGCAGACAAGGGUGGAGGCUGGACAGACCCAGAGUUGGCAGACUUCGAGCUGCUGGUCAUCAUGAGCGCUACAGUGGAGCCGACCUCGGCCACCUGCCAGGUUCGCACCUCAUACCUGCCGGAUGAGAUUCUCUGGGGUUAUGAGUUUCCACCUGUAGUCUCCCUUUCCCCAUCGGGGAAAUACAUAGCGGACUUUGCCUUCUUUGAUAAAGUGGCCAAGACCAAGACCACGCCCAUCUUCAAAAAAUCCAGCCCCCAGCAUGAGUACCAGAGCAACGGGGGUGCUGUGUCUGAGGGGUCCGAUCCAGAGAAGAUCCGUCUGGAGCAGAGUUACAGGGAGAGAGGGGAGGAGCGUGGCCGUGUCAGAGACACUCCUCUCAGUGUUCGCAUCAGCAAUGUGUGAACAAAUGAAAUGGUUGAGAAGGGAGCGUGUCAGGAGACAGCAGGAGACAGCAGGAGACAGCAGGAGACAGCAGGAGACAGCAGGAGACAUCAUCAAAACUACUCUGGAGACUGUCUCUUUGACUGUUUUAACUUUUGGAUGAUAUCUAUGCCCUAGUAGCACCAGACGAUGCAGAAAGCAAAUAUGGACUAUGACCAUGGCCUACUGUAUGGUUUGCCAUUGUUAUACAUUUCCUGGUAUAACUCAUGUUUUACACUGGUUUGACUGUGUUCAUGUGACGCCAUAACUGAAGCUGUGGUUUGCAUUUGAGGAAGUGCACAAGCACCUAACACUUUAGGUGAGGGUAUGGGUACUCAAUCCCUUUAAGGUAGUAAUUGUAGUAUCCCAGUACUAAGUAAUGUUGAAACUUCUCUCUGGUCAAAUAAUGCCGACAUUUGAUCCUUUUUGUAUCCAGAUCUAUAAAAAAAUUAGUAUGUGUAUUGUUUUUCUCACAGCCAACCACCACAAGCAUUCUUUAAUGUAUAGCAGCAUGUGAUUGGCCCGCUCCUGCAGCGGCUAUGGAAGGUUUGUGUGACACACAACUGAAUACUUGAUACAAGUAGAAGAAAAAAGCUAUCAAGGGAAGUCUAUUGGUAUCUGUAUCACUUUAAGGGAAGUGGUAUUGUAAUUGUUUUUAUUGAUAUCCAGUCCUAACAAAUAUACUGUAUAUCCUUUUCUAACUAAGAAAAUAACACAUCUGGUUGUUUAAUUGCAAAGAAAUACACAAAAAGAUUCAAAACUCAAGUAAACGAGCAGAGGAGACAGUGGAAACCCCAGUUGUCUAUUUUGGGUCCUCCCCACGCUUACUGAAUGUUAAAUCACAAAGAGAAAAAAUUGGACUGGGGACUGUAAGGUUUGUGUGAUAAGGGGACAGGACAGGGUAAAACCUUCUAUACUUCCUCUAAAAAUGUGUGGUUAAUACACACAGUGUAUGUUCUAGACAUUUAGAAGUCAUAUGAUGUUGAGUUUUAACUCGGGUUGCUUUCAUUACUGUAAAAAACACGAUGAGUAAUGCAAUGCCAGUUCUUCAGUUCUUCUAGGAUUUAAAAAAACUCCUACACCAAUCAGUUAGAAACCCCCCUGAUACUGAUCAUUUUACAUUUCCUGUUGUAAAAAGACGGAAGUUCUUGAAACAUAAAAAACAUGACAUGUAUGUGUAUUGUAGAUGAAAAUGCUGUGUAAUAUGUGUCUAAAGCACUGUUCUGUUAAACUAAUGUAGCAUUACAAGUGGAAAGUAGGCAAACUUCAGAUGAAUAUUCUGUGUUCAUGGUGCUCUGUGCUGAAUCUCUCGAUGGUGUAAGCAUUUCCUGUACAGCUGUUACGGCUGUUUUACAGAAAGUUAGCACUUUAAGGAAGUACAUGAUGUGCGUCUAGCACCGUAGGAAGAUUAACUUAGGAAGAUAUAUUUUAUUAACACUAAAAGCACUUACACAAUGAAAUGUAAUUAAAGCAGUUAGAAUAGACUUUAAAACAGAUCUUUCUUCCUACAAAACUAAUUGCAGUUUUAUUCUCUCAGUGGCUUUAAGGAAACUGAUUGACUGAUAUAAAUGACAUCAUGUCUUCUGAUCAUACAUGCAUAUGCCCAUGAGGUUAUUGUGGGUUGCAAAUGUUACUGUAAACAUCAAAGAAGCUCUCCUUUCUGUGUAAAGAGGGAGCCUUCUGCAUGUCCAUGUGCUUUUUGAGUUACUAACAUUGUUGAAUACCAACAAACAUUUUAUCCCAGCCCCUUUUAUUUCCAGUCUAGAGGACAGGAACAUGGGGAGGACCAGAGGUGAUUGCUGAGAAUGGAAAUGAUGGAAAUGAUUAUAUAUGUGGUGGUGAACUGUGACAAUGAGGAAGUAAGUAUGCAAAUGAUGAAUAUGAAUAUAUUGGAAAUGGAACUUCUGGUAUUUGUAACAUUUUCUGAAUUAACAUUAAGCUCUGGAAUGUUAAUAGAUUUAAAGUGCAGAUGGAGAGAUUGAAUUAGACAAUUCUUUC
Messenger RNA from Etheostoma spectabile (orangethroat darter), 3320 nucleotides. RefSeq names its product ATP-sensitive inward rectifier potassium channel 10. The transcript is spliced from 6 exons. Gene Ontology annotation, cellular component: plasma membrane. Gene Ontology annotation, molecular function: inward rectifier potassium channel activity. The coding region runs from base 48 to 1304 and encodes 418 amino acids. NCBI's taxonomy places the organism in Eukaryota, Metazoa, Chordata, Actinopteri, Perciformes, Percidae. Gene Ontology annotation, biological process: regulation of monoatomic ion transmembrane transport; potassium ion import across plasma membrane. The record is from RefSeq and is a predicted model, not a curated record.